AUUUAUUUACCGUAAGUUUUUUUCUCAUCAAGGUCUCUCACUGAACAAUAUGCGCUUAACACAGCAAUGUAUUCUUGCAAUUGGAGAUACAGGAAAUGGAAAAAGCUUUACAGCAAAUAUUUUUGGUGCGAAUGCGAAAGUUGGAGAUACAUCAAUAUCCGAAACUGAUGAAAUUACAAUUUAUAAUAUUAAAGGAGGCUUCUACAUUGAUACGCCUGGGUUUAACGAUACUGAUGAAGAAAAGAAAGAUGAAAAGACUGUGCAUUUGAUUUUUCUAAAGAUGAUGGAGUCGAAUAUUCAGAAUAUAACAACAAUCUUAUGGUUUGUAACACCUGAUAUCAGAGCGAGAGGCUCUUACAAACGUCAAGCACAAUUUAUAGAAUCAUUGGCUAAAUACCAUAAAGGGAAUGCAUGGGACAAUACCAUCAUCGUCACUAAAGGUGACCAAUCUAGUAAUAGUGAUGGUCCCCGUGAUGCUGCCAAAGAAAUAGCCCGAGAUAUUUCAAAAACUGGCGAGUUUAAAAUAUUGUUAUUAGAAAGUUUACCACCUACAAAUAUUUAUGUUAAAGGGAAGUUCCAAAGUGAUGAAUUAAAUGAGUAUGGUGUUUUUAAAGCAUCAGAACCAGAACUAAUCCUUGCAAAGUAUGAAUCAUUAAUGAAGGGACAUCUCGAAUGUCCAAUAUGUCUAAACCUUAAAAAAGUCAAGUGUUCUAAAUGUUGUGAAGAAACUGAUCCAAGGUUAGCAUUUCCUAAAUGUCAUUUGGAAACGGAGUCAUUUCAUCCAAAUACAGAAAAUGUUCAUAACGGAAAUGUUAUAGAUAAUCAUCCAUUUUCCUAUUCUUAUAAGCAUUCUGAUCGUUAUGUUGAGGCUAGAACGAGAUAUGAUUUUGACCAUAGUCCUCCUGCUUGGGUAGUUCGUGUCGCUACUAUUGGAAUAGUAAAUCCUCACUGUCCUGCGAUAGAAAAUGGAUAUUGGAAUUGCUGUCAUAAUAAUGAUGCUAAUUCACGUGGAUGCAAGGCUUUUUAUCCAUGUUGCGGAAAUGAUAUCCAUUCUUCUGGAUGUCAAAAAAUUUAUGAUGUGUGUAGACACAAAUGUGAAGAAACGGGUUGCCUUACAAUUUGUAAAAACUGUAAAAAGAAGUUGGAUGAAAAAGGUUGUAAAGAGAGGUGCAAGAAUUGCAAAAAUGAAAAUUCAUGUAAUAUAAAAGGGUGUAUCGAAAUACCUCAUAAUUGGCUUAACUAAUUAUUUUAUUUUUUUGAUUUUAAUAUCAUAAUUAGUUACAUUAUUUUUAUGAUAUAAAAAUACGUUUGUUAGACCCUGUUUUUUUGGCGCAUUCAAGCCAUUCAUGUGAUGUUAAAAGAUUAUCACUGUUUUCAAAUUAGUGGGACUCCUGAUCGUGUAACAAUAUGUAACUCACGAACUGUUCUAAUAAAACUUUUUUGUUAUGUUUAGUUUCUUGUAAUUUCUCGCGAUUUUAUAAAUUUUUUACUAUAAACCAUGUAUUUACCAAGUUUCAGGUACAAUAUUGACUAAAUAAAAGUUGGUUUUCA
This is a messenger RNA of Rhizophagus irregularis DAOM 181602=DAOM 197198, 1551 nucleotides long. RefSeq lists its product as uncharacterized. The record is from RefSeq and is a predicted model, not a curated record. NCBI's taxonomy places the organism in Eukaryota, Fungi, Glomeromycota, Glomeromycetes, Glomerales, Glomeraceae.